This is a messenger RNA of Bactrocera tryoni, 616 nucleotides long. RefSeq lists its product as uncharacterized. The transcript has 3 exons. NCBI's taxonomy places the organism in Eukaryota, Metazoa, Arthropoda, Insecta, Diptera, Tephritidae. Bases 1 to 540 code for a protein of 179 amino acids. The record is from RefSeq and is a predicted model, not a curated record.
AUGCUUUUCAUGAAACGUAUUAUAUUACUGGUGAUAAGUCUCGGAUCUAUGAAACAGACGAUCAAUCAGCCGAAUAUCGUGGUUGAAGAUUUUCUUGAAAGUCGAAAUCUACCAAAGCGAGCAAUAUUACUCCUGGAUAACGCUCCUAUUCAUCCACCAGAAGAAGAUUUGGUGACUCCAGAUGGAAAAAUAUGGACAGUGUUUAUGCCACCGAAUACAAACUUCAACACAGAUGAUUUAGAAGCAUGGAAUAGUGUAGACAAUGUACUUGUAGAAGAGAACCCGAGUGCUGAAAAUGAACUAGCUAUAGAAAUUUCAGAAGUGGAGGAAGGUGGUACCGCUGCAGUCGUAGCUGUGCCGCCAAUAAAGCAUACUGAUGCCAUCGACUGCUUUGGGAAGUGUAUCAAAUGGUCUGAAGAAAACAACGUGGAACAGGAAAAAAUAUUUUUAUUGAAAAGCCUACAUCAAAAGGCACAGGAUUUCAAAAUUUCUCGCCCACAAAAGCAAAUGAGCAUAACGAAUUUCUUUUCAGUUGAAUAAUGCUCAUAUUUUUGUUAUAAAAUUCAACUUUUAUUAAUUAUACUCUCGCAACAAAGUUCCUAAGGAGAGUAUUAUA